CCAUAUCAUCCGGCCCAUUUGAAUCGUCGUAACAUAUCUACCGGGAUUCGGUGGAAUAGAUGGAAGAUGGUCUGCUGAGCGUCCUUUAAUCGUCAUACUGCCGGUGCAAGCAAUGCAAGGAGGAUCAUCGGGCGUUGGUUAUGGCCUAAAGUAUCAGGCUAGGUGUUUAUCAGAUGUCAAAGCGGACACAGAUCACACCAGCUUCAUCGCUGGAACUCUCAGUCUAAGAGAAGAAAAUGAGGUGCAUUUGAUUCGGCUUUCUUCAGGUGGAACCGAACUCAUAUGCGAGGGUUUGUUCUCGCAUCCGAAUGAGAUUUGGGAUCUCGCUUCGUGUCCCUUCGAUCAACGAAUUUUCUCUACAGUUUUCUCCACUGGUGAGUCAUAUGGAGCGGCAAUAUGGCAAAUUCCUGAGUUGUAUGGUCAGCUAAACUCCCCUCAGUUGGAAAGAAUUGCUUCCCUUGAUGAACAUGUUGGUAAGAUUAAUUGCAUUCUUUGGUGGCCUUCUGGAAGACAUGAUAAGUUGAUCAGCAUUGAUGAGGAAAAUAUUGUCGUUUGGGGCUUGGAUUGUUCAAAGAGGUCAGCUCAGGUACAAUCGAAGGAAUCGGCUGGUUUGCUGCACUCCUUAUCUGGUGGGGCAUGGGAUCCACAUGAUGUUAACGCGGUUGCUACAACUUGUGAAUCCAUGAUCCAGUUUUGGGAUCUUCGGACAAUGAAUAAGACAAAUUCAAUUGAGCGUGGCCAUGUCCGAAAUAUUGACUACAAUGCAAAGAAGGAGCAUAUACUUGUUACUGCAGAGGAUGAAUCUGGGAUACACAUCUGGGAUCUUAGGACGCUAAAGGCUCCCGUCCAAGAACUCCCUGGACAUACACACUGGACGUGGGCUGUCAGCUGUAAUCCUGAGUAUGAUGGGAUGAUUUUGAGUGCUGGUACAGACUCGACUGUCAAUCUAUGGCUAGCUUCUUCAUUUAGUAGCAGCAAUGAGCUGACAUCUGAAAGCCCAGCUGAGUCAACUAUGCAGAAAAUGGAUCCGUUACUUAAUUCAUAUAGUGACUAUGAAGACAGUGUUUAUGGCCUUGCUUGGAGUUCACGGGAGCCUUGGAUUUUUGCAUCAUUAUCGUAUGAUGGGAGGGUAGUUGUGGAGUCUGUAAAGCCCUUCCUCUCCAAAAAAUAGACUAAAACGUGGCUCUACAUGUUUGUUUUGGUGGGUUUCCACUAAUUAGACAAUGCCUGGGAGGAGACCUUUGAGACACCAGAUCUUAUCCCUGGGAGCACCAGAUCUUAUCAUGUUCAACAAUGUUAUUGCUAAUUGGUUGAUACGGUUAACGACAUAGUAAGUCAAAAUGUAUGUCCUUGUAAGAAACAUGGUGCUGCCGAGACAGUUAACAUUGGUGUUUUUUUCAGUCUCUAUUCUGAGAGUUCAGAUUGCUACCUAUCAUUUAAUACUUGUGAGGUUGUUUACGGGUAAAUCAUGUCAUUUACCCCCUGGCACUCUUGUUUUCAUGUUGAGUAAGGUCAAAAUGUGUUCCCUAACAACUGCCAAAACAUGUAUGUCUGUGUAAACUAAUCUUGUAUUUUUCUUCCUCUAUGUGCUUCCCUUGAUUGACGUUGGUGAAUUGAGUAAAUAAAGAGGAUACUGAGCUGCUAUAUUGUGCGGCGUAA
This is a messenger RNA of Tripterygium wilfordii, 1659 nucleotides long. RefSeq names its product WD repeat-containing protein DWA2. Gene Ontology annotation, biological process: protein ubiquitination. The transcript has 13 exons. The coding region runs from base 113 to 1171 and encodes 352 amino acids. The record is from RefSeq and is a predicted model, not a curated record. Lineage: Eukaryota; Viridiplantae; Streptophyta; Magnoliopsida; Celastrales; Celastraceae. Gene Ontology annotation, molecular function: protein binding.